CACAAAAUAUAAAUCAUUGUUGAACCCUAAAUAAAGUUGGAGUCUUGUUCCAAACCCUAGUGGCAAUCUGUCAUCUGCAGAUACAGUAUCAAAUAUGCUAUCUUUGAAAGACAUCGCGCCAUCAGCAAGAAACAACAUAAACGCACGGUUCAUAAUUUUGGAGAAAGGGACUAUAACGUCAGAAGGAGGUGGUCAAAACAAGACAUGUUUGGCAUUGGUUGCAGACGAGUCUGCAUCGGUUCACUUUCAACUAUGGAAUGAAGAGUGCGACGCAUUUAAACCUGGAGACAUUGUGCAUUUGUCAAAUGGCAUAUUCUCUUACAGUCGAAGCAAUCGUUUGGUGCUACGAGCCGGGAAAAGGGGCAAGGUAGAAAAGGUGGGAGAGUUUACAAUGGCGUUUGUGGAGUCCCCGAAUAUGAGCGAGAUUGUGUGGGUCCCGGAUCCACAUAACUCGGGUAAAUUUGUACAAGAGUCUGUUAUUUCUCCCAUUUCAGGUAUAUUCCCACCAUUAGUUUAGUGUAUACAUACACAAAAAAGAACUAGUUUAUGUUCUAGUCAGCAAUGAGCAAUCUGGUCUUUCGGUCGUUAAUGCUGUAAAACAGGUAACUGAAUCAUACUCUUAACAACAGACUGUUCAUAAUCAUGAAAUCAUCUUUAGGUA
Molecule: messenger RNA, 661 nt
Organism: Helianthus annuus (common sunflower)
Lineage: Eukaryota; Viridiplantae; Streptophyta; Magnoliopsida; Asterales; Asteraceae
Product: SOSS complex subunit B homolog
Exons: 2
Coding region: 95-517 (140 amino acids)
Biological process (GO): mitotic cell cycle checkpoint signaling; double-strand break repair via homologous recombination; response to ionizing radiation
Cellular component (GO): SOSS complex
Molecular function (GO): DNA binding
Source: RefSeq, a predicted model, not a curated record